Molecule: messenger RNA, 333 nt
Organism: Prosopis cineraria
Lineage: Eukaryota; Viridiplantae; Streptophyta; Magnoliopsida; Fabales; Fabaceae
Exons: 1
Coding region: 1-333 (110 amino acids)
Source: RefSeq, a predicted model, not a curated record
AUGUCUCACCAGCAUCACGAUCACUCAUCCUUCGGCGGUGCUCAUGGAGGAGGACAUGAGCAAGGCGGUCACAACAAAUCAUCCUUCGGCGGUGGCGCCGGCCGUGACAAUGAAAACAAAUCAUCCUUUGGUGGUGGUGGUGGUGGUGCAAACUUUGAAACUGGUGGCCACAACAACUCAUCCUUCGGUGGUGGACACAAGGAAUCAUCUUUCGGUGGUGGCAAUGAGCGUUCUGGUGGUGGCAAUGAGCGCUCCGGUGGCUUUGGCGGCUCCGGUGGUAGGGAAGGUGGUAGACACGGCAGCUCCGAGGAUGCACGUGGAGGUCGGUUCUAA